ACAUUCAAAAAGCCUACAACUCACGAGCUACACACCACACCACACAACAAGAUGUUUGUUUGUGGCGAAUGGGAAUCGAACAAAGAAAUCAAGUCUUGGUCCGUGGAGUCGUGCAAGGUGCACAUCCCGAGCCAGAAACAAAAUCUCAGCAUAGUUUUAUUUCUAUGGAAAGGAAACAUUUUAGCUUGGUAGCACCACUGCACUGGCGCUGGCUAGAUCUUCCAUUCAUAAUUAUGCCGUAACUGCACCUAGCUGCUAGCACAGUGCAGUAGCAGUUCAUCAGCGGUGGUCAAGCACUGAAUAGUGGACUUCGAUACAUCAGGCCACGGUCGCUAGCAGCUGGCCUGGUUGUUUUCCCUCUUCGCUCAUCGCUUUCGACUUUCAUUCAAAGGUCAAGUGGGUACAACACGCAAUCCGGGAGCAUGGAGAUGCGAUCGUUCACCAGCACUAACCGCCUGCCGUCACGCGCCCUGUUUGCCGUGACGACCGCGGGCGCGUCGACCUCCGCCAAUGCCGUCAGCGUGGACGACCCAGACACCGCCGGGUAUCGUCACGGACACCGCCAGUCGCCUGCCGCCAAUCAGCCCGUUUGGGCGGCUCAGAGGCCGCUCAGAGACCCCACUACCAUUUUAGACCCGUGGCGAAGCACCCUGAUCAGCAUCAUGGAGGUGGCCUUUCCACAGGCACGUCAGCUGCAGCUGUUCGAGAGGCCAAUGGGACGACGGCGGAAACCGCAAUUAGGAGAUUCUGAGAUCCACAGUGAUGUACCGCUGAGUAUGUUGCUGUACUUCAGCAGUGUGUAUCUGGUCUUCUGGAUACCAUUGGUUAUAGCCACGCUUAUUAUGAAGUAUGGCAUGCUGACGGGAACGUUUCAAGCCAUCAACCUCGUUCUCUACGUCGCACUGCUCAUCGUUGAGGUGUUCCGGCUCUUGCUUGGUUACUACGGGAACCUGGCCGAGGAGGUACCGGAGCUGUCACUAUGCUGGGUGUUGACCUUGCUAUGGCAAGCGCCGCUCGCUCUCUUUCUGGCCUUUAACGAAGUGAGCAAUAUGCACACUCUACCGGAGGAGCGUGGUGCCAACGUACCCCUGGCUAUUCUGCUACUCAUCGAGGUGGUUAUAAUGCGGCGCGCAGUCAACAAGCUGAUUCGCAGCAAGAUCGCCAAGAUGCGGCUGAACGGCUUCGACGACCUCAGCGACACACAGCCAACGUCGGCGUCGUCAACUUCAUUACCCAUGACAGGUCACGAUGGGGAUGUAGGGUCGCGUUCGGUUGUCCUCGGCAACAGCGGCCUGAUGACAACGCCGCCCCGGUCCACGGUGACGGCGACGACCGCGUAUCAGGAAACCUCGCUAAUGACCAAUGUGCUCAACAUGGGUACGGGCAGGGCAAGGCGUACUGCGGCUGCAAUGCCCGCUGGUGAGCGACCGCCGGCUCAUCUACACGCGAAUGCCACUGCUGCGUCGUUGCCGGGAGGCAUUGGCGAUUGAUAAGAAACACAACUGCCCCUAUUUCUAUUCUCAGGCUUUUUUUGUAUUUAUAGAUUCUCCACAGACCUUGGCCUAAAUGGGGGGAGUCUCCGUCAACGGCUUUAAUAAUUAUGAUGAAGAAGAAGCCGAAGCGAAAGUAGAAAGAAAAGACUAUUGUUCACUUGCCUGUGUGUGUGUGUGUGUGUGUGUGUGUGUGUGUGUGUGUGUGCGCGUGCGUGCACGCUUGUGUGUGCGCGCGUGCGUGCACGCUUGUGUGUGUGUGUGUGUGUGUGUGUGUGCGUGUGUGUGUGUGUGUGUGUGUGUGUGUGCAUUGUGUGUGUAUGCGUGUGUGUGUGUGUGUGUGUGUGUGUGUGUGUGUGUGUGUGUGUGUGUGUGUGUGUGAGUAUAGCAUUGGCGAUUGAUAAGAAACACGUGCAGUGGACUGUUAGUCAUAACUCGUAACGUGUUGGUCCUGUCUCUUUACUUUUAUGAAAACAAAUACUUGUACUAUUGGCUCAUGAUCCGAAAUUUGAUAAGAAACAAUUGCGAUUAUUCUA
Messenger RNA from Sycon ciliatum, 2026 nucleotides. RefSeq lists its product as uncharacterized. Bases 423 to 1490 code for a protein of 355 amino acids. Gene Ontology annotation, cellular component: ciliary transition zone. NCBI's taxonomy places the organism in Eukaryota, Metazoa, Porifera, Calcarea, Leucosolenida, Sycettidae. The transcript has 6 exons. The record is from RefSeq and is a predicted model, not a curated record. Gene Ontology annotation, biological process: non-motile cilium assembly.